Molecule: messenger RNA, 785 nt
Organism: Cucumis sativus (cucumber)
Lineage: Eukaryota; Viridiplantae; Streptophyta; Magnoliopsida; Cucurbitales; Cucurbitaceae
Exons: 1
Coding region: 162-626 (154 amino acids)
Source: RefSeq, a predicted model, not a curated record
UCCGAGAAAUGGGUGAGAUCGAAAACCCUAUUUUUAGAACAAACUAACAAAAACAGAUACCUAUUUUUCCCCCAUCAAUUGUUUCAUAGAGUUAGCCAUUAGCCAUUAGCCAUAGCAAUAGCUAUAGCCAUCCCUUGCCCCAAUUCCUUCCGCCAUCUCUAAUGUCUCCCACCGUUGGUGCCUCGCCUUCCAUGAACAACGGCAAAGCCCCAUCGGUGUACGACAUUCUCCGGGAAUUCAACUUCCCAAUAGGUCUUCUUCCCGAAGGCAUUGUGGGUUGCAAGUUAGAUCGAACUACUGGAAAGUUGGAGGCUUAUUUGAAACGAUCAUGUCAUUUCUCACCCGAUGAGCCAUAUGAAUUGAAAUACAAAUCCACUAUUAGUGGAAACAUUUCAAGGAACCGAUUGACAAAUCUAAAAGGGGUGAGUGUGAAGUUUAUGUUCUUUUGGGUUAACAUUGUGGAGGUGGUGAGAAAUGGUGAUGAUCUAGAAUUCUCGAUCGGGAUGGCUACGGCGUCGUUUCCUGUUGAUAAUUUCUCCGAGUGCCCACCGGGCGGGUGCGGAGUCGAUUGCAGUGAUGGAAAAGUCAGAAAAAUUAAAGCUAAAUCUCUUGUUUCAUCAGCUUGAAUUCAUGGUUGUUCUUCCCAUUGUUGAUAUGAGAAAAAAAAUGAAAUAAAAAAGAAAAAAGGGUAGGAAUAAUCUGUUGAUUUGAAGCUUGAAAGACAAUUGGGUUAAAACCGAUGUUGGAAUUGAGUAGGAAAUUUAAAGUUUGUUUUUGUUUUUUCA